Molecule: messenger RNA, 543 nt
Organism: Leishmania braziliensis MHOM/BR/75/M2904
Lineage: Eukaryota; Euglenozoa; Kinetoplastea; Trypanosomatida; Trypanosomatidae
Product: glutaredoxin-like protein
Exons: 1
Coding region: 1-543 (180 amino acids)
Source: RefSeq, a predicted model, not a curated record
AUGCGCUCGGUGAGUCGAAGACUUCCCCUCUCUGCGGGUGGUUGCCUGGCCUGCGUGCCGCGAGGGUUGCCGCCGACGGCAAGCGCGGCCCUUGCCGCGACGUACUCGUCGACGAGCGCCAUACCCUUCUCAUCCCUCUCGUUGCCCACGUUCACAGCAGCGCAGCGCAUAUCAGCGGCGUUUUUUCACACCUCUCCCGUGCACCGCUCCCCAUCAGACGUGGCAGGCGACCUCGCGAAGGAUCUGCACGACAUCAUCUCUCACGACCGCCUCGUCGUCUUCCUCACUGGCACCCCGGAGCAACCGCGGUGCCGCUUUACCGCACAGCUGGUCGACCUCUUCAACCAGCUCGGCAUCAAGUACACCUUCUUCAAUAUCAUGGACGACGACGAGGUCUGCGAGGGGCUCAAGGCGUACAGCGACUGGCCGACGUACCCGCAGGUGUACCUAGACGGCGAGCUGAUCGGUGGCUAUGAUAUCUGUAAGAAGAUGAUGCUGGAUGGAACGCUGACGAGUAUGCUGAAGGCGAAAAACCUCAUAUGA